CAUAUUCACAUGGUUCCCGGUGUCUAUUGAUUUUGAGGAAAGUUGAUAAUGCAUGCUUUUCAUAAAUGGCACAAUUAAUGGUGCCGGGAUGGUAUAUUGAACCGUAUUAGAUUGAGCUCAUUUAGUAUCAGAGAAAGCGAAAGGAAAACAAGCCUGUUCACCGGCACCGCAAGUUCGUGUUUUCCGCACUGAUUUUGUCAACUGUUCGAAGAAGUGCGAGUCGUUGGUUACCUGGGCGAUUAGGGAGACAAAUAUUGAUGUGGAUUCUUAACAGCAGCUGACCGUGCCCGUUUUCGUUUAUACUGGAGAUUUUGUUCUUGGAACAGGGCCUCGGACUGAAGCAGAGAACAAGAAGAUGGAGACAUUAACAGUCUUGGACGAAACCCAUCAUGGGGUCACAGGAAAAGUAUCAACCUUCUAGCAAAGACAAGGUUUCCGGUUUAUCGCUGAAAAUGGAUGAACUGAUAGGGAAGCUCGGCAGCCCAGGCCGUUUCCAAGUCAUCAUUUUCAUACUUCUGUGCCUAAACUACUCUCCACUAGUUUUCAAUCACGUAAUAAUGGCCUUUUUCGGGGCGAGAACCCCACACUCGUGUGACCCUUUGCGUGGGAGCAAUGUCUACACACAAGGAGACCAGAACUUCACUGUUGUCGGGGAGGACGACUGGGCAGUGUCGAACCACGAUAUUUCUGGACAACAAUGACAACAUUACCCUGACCUGCGGCGCGGGAGACUGGACGUAUGUGACGGAGGAUCGCGAGACCAACAUUGUCACAGAGUGGGAUCUUGUGUGCGACAACAGUUACCUGCGACCACUAGCGACGACAAUUUACUUCUGUGGUGUGAUGGUUGGUGGUCUGUUAUUUGGAUACCUCUCGGACAAGUUUGGUCGACGUCCCGUCAUGCUUGUCACGCUGUUUGUGCCGGUGGUUCUCGGUGUCGGUAUCUUCUUCGUGCCAUCUUACACCUGGUUUGUGGUGCUCAGGUUCAUUGAAGGCGUGUUUCUGCAGGGUCUUCAGAUAUCCAGCUAUGUGUUGGUAGCUGAGUUGUUUCUACCAGCCUACCGCCCAAUAGCUGGUGGUAUCAUUGAAUGUUUUUGGGGUGCAAGCGUCAUGGCCCUAGCAGUGAUUGCCUUUCUUAUCCGUGACUGGCGAUACAUACAGCUUGCAAUCUGUUUGCCGAGUGUCCUGGCUGUAUUCUAUAUAUGUAUAAUGCCUGAGUCUCUCCGCUGGAUGGUGAUGUACGGGAAACUAGAUGCCGCUGAGAAGCAGGUGGAGAAGGUGGCCAAGUUCAACAAGAAGGAAUUCCCCACCGAGAGUUGGAUGUCUGUGAGGGCCAUCGCAGAGGGCAUGCAGGAGACUCAAACCCAGAAAUAUACAUUCCUUACUCUCCUGAAAACUCCUCAGCUGAGAAAAAGAAGUCUAAUUCUGUUCUAUCAAUGGUUGGCCGUGUCAGUAGGCUAUUAUGGACUGACUCUACAGAUCACGUCUCUGAAAGGCAACAAGUACAUCAUCUUCCUCAUCGGAGCAAGUGUGGAGAUGGCUGCCUACCUGCUUGACAUUGUCAUCAUGAAGUUUUGUAAGCGUAGAUAUUCUGUUGUGAUCUUUGCCUUCCUGGCUGCUGUGACCUGCAUUGUUGCUGGGGCUCUUCCAUCAGGAAAAACAGCUUCAGACUAUCAUCAAACUCUGUCCACUGGAUUUGCCAUCGUUGGCAGGUUUUCAGUAGGAGCAUUGUUCAGCUUGUACUUCCUGUACACAUCGGAGCUGUAUCCCACUGUUAUCAGAAACAUUGGAAUGGGAACCUGUGCUUUCUGGACCAGACUUGGGGGUGUCAUUGCCCCACAAAUAAACAGCCUGGGACACUUCACCUCGGGAGUCGGCGCCAGUGAUAGUGUUUGGCGUGAUGAUGGCCAUUUCCAGCCUCUUGGCCAUCAUGCUGCCAGAAACCCACCAACAGAAGCUGCCAGACACCAUAGACGACGUAGAGGGACGGAAGAUGAAUGGUGCUCAAGUAACCGAGAUGGUGCACGAUAAGGAACUGCUGAAACAAGGGAACCAGGAGAAAGAUGGUGCUGCCUCAACUAGACUAUAGUCCAUCUUGUGGGAGGGAAACUUGUACAUUAACAGCGGACAUCAAAAGAGAUGUAGUGCCUAUCUAGCUUAUCCUUCAUCUUGUGGAGGAAAGCAUGUUUUAGAUGAAGUCACUUCAUCGAGGUAGAAGAAAGAUGGCAGUAGUUCAGGAAGUCUGAAGCUGCUAUACAAAUACUAAACUUAGGCCAAAUUAAAAAAAUGUUAUGGUUCCAAUUACACCUCUUUACAAUUAUGGUAGUUAGGUAGGAUUUUGUUUUUACAUUGUUUUUUAGAAGUAAAGUACAAACUAAUAACAAAUUUAUCAAAGUGUAAUUGUUUAUAUCAUGUCGACUUUUUCUAUCAGAAUGACUGAUGUCUGUCGGUGCCGGGAAAAAACAAUGGUAUCUCAAAGCUUAUUUUAUUCAUACUGCUUAAAAAAUAGGGUCGGCACCAGAAUUCAAGGGUCGGACAGGUAAUGGGAACCACAACAUUCUUUUUUAGGCCUUAUUAAAAAUUCAGAGCAAUAUUUUAUGUUGUCAAAUAUUUAAUUUUAAUAUUACUCUAAUCCACUCCACCAUAGCUGUAUCAAUAUCGUGAAAACAACAUCCCAAAUGAUGGUUUGUUUUUCUGAAUGAUGUUCGGAAUGCCUAGAGGUUAUUUUGGUUUUCUGUAAUCCGGCAUACAAGUGAGACUUCCUUGUAGUGACGUGUAUAAGAAGAAUACCCGAAAUAAGAAGAAUCUUCAUUCAUAAUGGUGCCUUUAAGACUCCGAGUUGGUUGGGUGAAUGUUGGGAUGUGAUAUAUCAUGUAAUAAACAUAUAGUGUGUAUUUUCUUUUGAAAAAGGAUGAUUCAUAAUGUUGGAUGGAUAGCUCUACCAACAGUGAGGAGUUAUUGGAUUGUUGAACUUUGGGAUUUUGUGUCAGAUUAGGAGAUGUUUUUAAUAACUCUUCAGGAAAAGGAAGUCUUUUAGAAUGAUUGUUGCCUUAUGAGAGGUCAGUUCUCUAUUUAAUUAAUAACAGAGUAUUUUUGUUCCCAUUUUAUUGGGGUCUUGUAUUCCUCUCAUGAUUGAUGUUUUGACAUUCCCAAUGGAGCAAUAGCUUUUUUUUAUGUGAUUUCAGUGAUUCACAAUAAAUUUGAGUAGAAUAUCUGACAUAUCCGAAUUGUACUGGCAUCUGCCUGAGGCUGAAUUAGUUCCCUUUCCCAGUAGAACUCCAGUUUCCACCUUUGUUGAAAUAGUUUCCUUUUCUUUUAAAAGUCCAGUUUCCAUGGUAGCUGAAUUAGUUUCCUUUCCUUUUCAAAGUCCAGUUUCCAUGGUAGCU
This is a messenger RNA of Haliotis rubra (blacklip abalone), 3386 nucleotides long. Its product is annotated as solute carrier family 22 member 6-B-like. Gene Ontology annotation, molecular function: transmembrane transporter activity. The transcript is spliced from 10 exons. The record is from RefSeq and is a predicted model, not a curated record. The coding region runs from base 613 to 2031 and encodes 472 amino acids. NCBI's taxonomy places the organism in Eukaryota, Metazoa, Mollusca, Gastropoda, Lepetellida, Haliotidae. Gene Ontology annotation, biological process: transmembrane transport.